Messenger RNA from Hibiscus syriacus, 1092 nucleotides. Its product is annotated as isoeugenol synthase 1-like. Bases 59 to 1006 code for a protein of 315 amino acids. Gene Ontology annotation, molecular function: oxidoreductase activity. The transcript is spliced from 5 exons. The record is from RefSeq and is a predicted model, not a curated record. Lineage: Eukaryota; Viridiplantae; Streptophyta; Magnoliopsida; Malvales; Malvaceae.
CCUAUGUGAAGAUCAGAUAAAAAAGAAAACAAAAGGAAAUAGGUGGUUGUAAGAGAGCAUGGAGAAGAGCAAAAUUAUGAUAUUUGGUGGCAGUGGGUACCUUGGCAAAUACAUGGUGAAGGCAAGCGUUUCCUUGGGUCAUCCCACCUUCGUUUACACACGCCCUCUCAACUCUUCUACUUCCAAGUCUCUUCUCCUCAAGGAAUUUCAAUCCAUGGGAGUCACCAUCUUCUAUGGGGAGCUUGAUGAGCAUGAAAAGCUUGUUUCAGUGCUUAAACAGGUUGAGGUUGUCAUUUCCACUCUACCAGUGCCACAACAUCUCAACCAACUCAAAAUAAUAACUGCCAUCAAAGACGCUGGUACAAUCAAGAGGUUCGUGCCAUCAGAAUAUGGAAAUGAAGUAUAUAGAUCAAUAAAUGCACUUCCGCCAUUUGAAGCUAUACUUGGGAACAAAAGGAAGAUCAGAAGGGCAGCCGAAGAAGCUGGUCUCUCAUUCACUUUCGUUGCUGGAAAUUCGUUUGCAGCCUAUUUUGUUGACUACAUUCUCCAUCCUCAUCAGAAUCCUUCUAAAGUUGUGGUUUAUGGAACUGGUGAAGCCAAGGUUGUAUUCAACUACGAGGAAGAUGUUGCAGCCUAUACCGUAAAAGCAGCGACAGAUCCGAGGGCCGCCAAUCGCGUAAUCAUCUAUAGACCGCCGGGGAAUAUUGCUUCCCAGUUGGAACUGAUAUCGGAAUGGGAGAAAAAGACUGGUCGGACCUUGAAAAGAGCACAUGUUCCUGAGGAGGAACUUGUAGAGUUGUCUGAGACCUUACCUUUCCCGGACAACAUUCCGGUGUCGGUUUUACACAGCAUAUUCGCAAAAGGAGAUCAAAUGAGGUAUGAGUUGACGGAAGAAGAUCUAGAGGCAUCCAAGCUCUAUCCUGACUAUAAUUAUACUUCCAUUGAUAAGUAUCUUGAUAAGUGCCUGGUUGAUCCUCCUAAACCUAAAUUAGCUGCUUUCGCCUGAUAUAUCUUAGCUUCUGAAACAUAAUUAAUUUCAUGUAAUAAUACUUUAUUUUUUUUUCUGUAUUAAUCAGUGUAUCUCAUUCCCCA